AAGAAAGAGAUUCAAGAUGAGCGGAGGAAUGCCAGAAUUAGGCUCGAAGAUUAGUUUAAUAUCGAAAGCAGAUAUUCGUUAUGAGGGCCGACUCUUUACUGUUGAUCCUCAAGAAUGUACGAUUGCUCUAGCUAAUGUACGUUCUUUUGGGACUGAGGAUAGAGAAACACAACUUCCAGUGGCACCACAGAAUCAAGUAUAUGAAUACAUUUUAUUCCGUGGUUCAGAUAUUAAAGAUAUUAGAGUUGUCAACAAUGUCAGUUCUAUUCCAAAUGAUCCAGCAAUUGUGCAGAUGACGGUACAACCGUCUAUGAGUCAGCAAUCAUACCAACCACAACCUAGUUAUGCUCAUCCAAUGAUGGGUCCAAUGGGUGGACAAUAUGGAACACCUUAUGGCAUGACAAUGGGCACCAUGGGACCUGUAAUGGGAAUGCCAACUUCUAGAGAUCCUCGUGGACCAAUAAAUAAACAGCCAAGUGAGUUGAGCUUGGGCUCUGCUGAACCCAAUGCCAUCUCUAUCCCAAACUCACUACCGACGGCCAAUGUCGACCCAUUACCAAAAGACCAAUCUCUGGAAGAUGGUGUAUUAGAUCUCAUUAGUGGAGGUUCACGAUCAACAACUCCAACUUCAUCUUUAUUGACACGAAAAAGUCCAACUAUGGAUCAAAGUAUUCAGGUAGGCCAUCAACAACAACAACAACAACAGCAGAGUGGAAAUGUUGGCAAGCUUGGUGAAAAGACGAAUAUAAGAACUAUUCAACCUGCUCGACGUGAUCACGAUAGCCAUAGUGGUAAUAAAACAGGAGGUACUGUAUCACAAUAUAAUGAUGGAAAACGUGAUACAAUGAAACAAGAUGGUCAACUUCAAGGUCAAGGUACACAUGCUCAAGGUGGUCGCGGAAAUCGUGGAGGAUGGAUGAAUCGUGGAAAUAUGCGUGGCAGAGGAAGAGGUCGUGGUGGUUUUAGAAAUCAACCCGGUAAUGCUGGUGCCAAACCCAAGAAUACGCUGAAAUUUGAUAAUGAUUAUGAUUUUGAACAAGCUAAUACUGAGUUCGAAGAAUUAAGAUCUCAAUUAGCAAAAACGAAAAUUGAUUCUGGUGCUGAUAAUGAAAAGAAGGAUGAUAGUGGUAAUGAAACUGGAGCAGGUGAAGGUGAACCAGAAGAAGAACCAGAGAUAGUUCAUUAUGACAAAUCAAAAUCGUUCUUUGAUAACAUCAGUUGCGAAGCAGUAGAGAGAAGUAAAGGACGAUUCCAACGUACAGACUGGAGGACAGAGCGCAAAUUGAACUCUGAAACAUUUGGUGUAGCGUCAACGAGACGCGGUGGUUUUCGUGGACGCGGUUAUUAUAAUCGUGGAAUGGGAGGCAUGUAUCGAGGUGGUGGUGCUGGUGGUUCUGGUUUCCGAGGUGGUUAUAGAGGUUCCAGAGGUGGAAAUCGUAAACCUGCUAACCAACAACAGCAAAAUAAUCCUGGCAGUCAAAAUCGCACGACCAACGAACAAUCUGCUACUCAAUCACAGCAGAAUAGUCGCGUUGUAUCUUUUUGAAUGAACAACGCACUACUAUAUAUAUAAGUAUUCACUUUAGAUUAAGAUUUUUACGAUACGUGCUCUGCCCUUGUGGACUGAUUUGAAUUCGAGUUUCAAAAAGAAAGAUUGAAAGAAAGAAAUUAAGAGGAAAAAUAAAAAAAUAAAAAAUAAAAAAAAAAACAAAAAAAAACAGAAAAAGUUCUUUGAGAGAACUUUAUUGUGAGUUUUUUGUAUUAUCACGCAGGAAUAUAGGAAACUAAUCAGUGCUUUGCAGAUCCUGCGUUUAGAAUUUCUGGACAAAUAAAAAUGAAUCUUAUUGCUAUAAGUAGUUAAUUUUCGAAAACUCGAUAUUCAAAACCAUCAUGUCCUACAAAUUAAGGAAUCGUCAAAUGCUUCUGAAUGUAAUUAAGUACAAUACACGCCGGACGGUAGAAACAAACGUAUAUUUGCAAACAAACAUAUAUGAAAAAACAAGUUUUAAAUUUUCAGUUGAGCUUUUGUUUGUAUACAAUUAUACUAUUAAUUAAUUCGACAAGCAUGCAACUCCGAUUAAGUGAAAGAGAAUCUCAAAGAAAUUUUUGUAACACAACGUAAGAGAAUAGAACGUGAAGAUGAGAAAAAAAAACAAGAAAAAAUGACUAGAACAAGAAAAAUGAAUAAUUUUUCGCGUUGCAUGUGUUAUGAUUUUGUGGAAUCGAGAGAUAAAGCAGUAAUUAUUCUUUUCUUUCGUGAAUAAAAAUCGAACAAAGAAAAAUUAGAAAAACAAAAAUAAAACAUGCGUAAAUCGCAAAAUAGAGUAGGACAAUAUUAUGGUUAUUUGGAACAGUCAAAACUUUAUUUAUUUAUGAUGACCGUGUAUGCGAAUUAAGCUGAAAUAAUUAUUUUACUCACGUAUUUACCAGGGGGUUUUGAUUUUCGAACAGGAACGUUAAAUUGUUCCUUAUAUAAAAAAAAAAAAGAUAAAAAAAAUAAAAAAAAAAGAUUGAUUUUGUAUGAUUCAUAGAGAUACGCGUGCGCACGAGGCCGAAUCGUACAUCGAUUGUAUUGACUAUUAAUUUUUGAAAUAUUGAACGUGGUAUGCUAGUGAAAGAGAAAAUGGGAGUGCGAAUGCCUUCUUGUAGUUCGACUGCGUUUAAUAUCUUCGAGUCUCGAAGAAAUCGUUUGAUGUACGAGAACGUUGUGCGCCGAUCGCGAGUAGCGUUGCGAGAGUAAGACUCUAAAAGCAUGAUAAUGUCCUUAAAAAUAUAAGACGUAAAAAAGAAAGGCAGAAUAAGUAUAUUAUUUGCGACUGUUAUUUUCUUAUGGCUCAUAUGGAGUCCCAAACGUAUACAGAUAUAUACAUACAUAACAUGAGAUUUAGUUGCAUAUAAAUUGAAAACCUCCAUAAGCUAUCAGUAAAGUUGCAAAGUAAGGUAAAACUACAAAAAAAGUAUAAAUCAUAUAUGAAUAAAGAUAAGUAAAAUAGGAAGGAAUAUGGGGAAAGAAGAAAUAUAACUUUUAAGUUUUAUGCAUUACUCGUGUAAAGAAAUGCACGGUAUAUGUGGUUUUCCGAUGAUGAAUUUUUGUUUUGUACAGCAGAUAUUGUGAUUCCCAAUGCUGAAUAAUACUGAAGUAAUAAAAUAA
Apis cerana (Asiatic honeybee) is the source of this 3151-nucleotide messenger RNA. RefSeq names its product LSM14 family protein trailer hitch (gene tral). Lineage: Eukaryota; Metazoa; Arthropoda; Insecta; Hymenoptera; Apidae. The record is from RefSeq and is a predicted model, not a curated record. Gene Ontology annotation, biological process: cytoplasmic stress granule assembly; P-body assembly. Gene Ontology annotation, cellular component: P-body. Gene Ontology annotation, molecular function: mRNA binding.